AUGGCCUGCUACGACCUGUACCCCUCCUCUGCCUGUGGCGUCAUCCAGCCCCAGCCCGUGGCCGGCAGCGGGAACGAGCCGUGCGUCCGCCAGUGCCCCGACUCCACCACCGUGAUCCAGCCUCCCGCCGUGGUGGUCACCUUCCCCGGCCCCAUCCUCAGCUCCUUCCCGCAGGAUUCCGUGGUGGGAUCUGCUGGAGCUCCCGUCCUGCCGGCCUCCGGAGCCUCCCUGGGCUAUGGGGGCUAUGGGUCCCUGGGCUAUGGGGGUCUCUAUGGAUAUGGGGGUUACGGAUCCCUGGGCUACGGGGGCCUGUGGGGCUAUGGGGGUCUGGGUUCCUGUGGUGGGUACCGGGGCCUGUAUGGCUUUGGGAGAUCCUUUGGCUCCUGCAGCCCCUGGUCCUCCCGCUACGGCCGCUACCGCCGUGGCAGCUGCGGCUCCUGCUAAACCCGAGGGAAAAAUCCUCUACUCGGCAAAUGACACCUGUGGAUCCUCACCUGAGCUCCUGAGGAAGGGGAAGAGCAUCAGAACUUGACUUCAGACCAUGGAGUCAGAACCCCUCUAGAAAUUCUCCUUUUUGUUUCCUCCUUCUUUUGUUCAUUCUCCUCUUCCCCACCCCUUCCAAUGGCCAAAUGUGCGGCUCCACCGUCCUCUGGCUUCUCCCUGAAAUUCCUGCCUCCUGCCUCAAGGCUGAGGGAGUAGCUUUAGUGAGGAAAAACCUGCUUGUCUUUGCCUCCUGUGUCCUCACCCAGUGGGGCCUUCCCUGCCCUUGCAAUAAAAAAGUCCU
Messenger RNA from Taeniopygia guttata (zebra finch), 784 nucleotides. Its product is annotated as scale keratin-like. The record is from RefSeq and is a predicted model, not a curated record. Gene Ontology annotation, cellular component: intermediate filament. NCBI's taxonomy places the organism in Eukaryota, Metazoa, Chordata, Aves, Passeriformes, Estrildidae. Gene Ontology annotation, molecular function: structural constituent of cytoskeleton.